CGCUAAAAUUGGGCUUCUCGCAGAGGAAAAAGGCAGCCAGGGAGAGGCUUGUAUAUUUUAAAAUAAUAAUAAUAAUAUUAAAAGUCGUCUUGGAGGAAGAGUGGGGUACAAGAUAGGAGGAGGGGAGGUGGAGGCAAAAGCAUAAAAAAAAAAGGGGGUGGAGUAAGAAAGCCAGGGCACAUACGCAUCAAUUUGUACAGUUCAGUUUUUUCCACGCUGCUGCUACGAUUUCAGUCGCCUUGUUGGGUGGUUUUUUUAAUUUUUUUUAUGCAAGAUGAGGCGGCGCGUGUGGAGCGAAAGCAAACAAAUGGAAGGCAAACGGAGAAUAGAAGGAGAAGGCAUCGCUGGAUAUUAAAAGGUUCUAAGCAACAGCAGAAGCAUCUCAUUUGAGUCCAUACACUGCCCGGUGUUUUGCAAAAUGGACGUUUUAAAGAAGAAAUCAUGAAAACACGGACACAAAAAGAAUCGAUGCCCAUGCGCAGUGGGCGGCGGCGGGGGGCGAGUGAGGAGAGGAGGGGUAGACGCCCGCACCCCAGUCCCACUCGACCUGAACGCAAUGAGAGACAAACGCCAAGAGGUGGCGGUGAGGAACUGGCUGGGAAUCGCUUCAGUCGCAGAUCACAAGGGCAUGAUUCAUCCGAGAGCGAGGGGGAGGAACUUGUGUCUCCAGCAAAAAGACAGAAAGUUCAGGAUUCGGCCGCCAACCAGAACCCUCCAACAUCAACACACUCCACUGACAGCUUGGCUCCAUCCACAGUCCCGCCUCCGACCUCGGCAGCCAGCCAAUCCCGUGAGAGUGACAAUGAAGAUGGCCAAUCACAGGGUAGCAGGAGUUCCGUUGUAGGCAGCCUGGCAAAUAGCAGCAGCAGCCUUAGCAGUGGGCGGGACAUCGACCAGGACAAUCGUUCCUCAUCCCCGAGUCUCUCCGCUUCCCCUCUGGGUAGCCUCGACUCUGAUUCCGAGGGCCCUGAAUCACCAAAGCAUAGAGAGAGGGAACGGGAGAAAAGCAAAGAUGGAGGAGCAGGAAGCGUGUCUUCAGAGGACAGAAGGACACGGAGAGUGGAGGAUCCCUGUGGAGAGGGACAAAACAUGGACACGGAUGCACGAAUUGAGGACUGUGCUUUAAAGCCUAUCCCUCCUUGCCCCUCCUCAGGUCCCAACCCCUCGCUCCGUGGAGCUGGGGAUUCUUCAAAUGACAGCUCUGGUGCGAGGAAGUCUUAUUUCUCCAUGGACUCCAAACUCAUGUGUAAAGUUGAGUAUGGUGGACCUGCUGGCACUGAUGCUGUGCCAAGUGGUAAUAGAAUGAAUUCCAAAGCCAACACACAAUGUGUGACAAAGACAUCUGCUGCCGGUGGAGAUUUUUCCCACAACAGCCCCGGCAUUCCCCACUCUUUGCCCCCACCUCUUCCUCCUCCACCUGCUCUUAAACCACUGGAGCUCGGGGGACAAAAUCUUCCCACUGAGGUCAAAAUAGAAAAGGCCGAUAAGCACCUGGACAAAGCUCAGUCCACUCCUCCUACCCUGUUGCAGACAGGGCCGCAGCCUCAAUCACAACCCCAGACUCAAACCACCGCCCACCCCCAUCAUUACAGCUCCCCAAGCUGGCAGGGUGGCACAGCAACCGGUUGCCAGGGGAGUUGGGGCUACACCCGUUACCCUGGCAACCAUCACUCACACCAGCAUCAGCCCCCGGUGCAGCAGCAGCAACUUCCCUCUGUGUACAACCCUCCUUCCUCGCGACACUCCACAUCUCAUGCUUCUUAUCUCCCCCACCCGCAUCCUCAACCCCACAGGGAAUAUAUUCCCAGGUAUGCUGGAGGAGGAGUGGAUAGAGACAGGGGUGCUGUGGGAGACAGGGAGAGGGGGGCAAGGGGUGAGCUCAACAGGGAGUUCUCUGCUCACAUUGUCAAUAACAGCAACACAAAUAGUGGGGCUAACAGUACUAGCGCGAUGAGUGGCCUUCAAGGCAGGGAGUUUGCCGGUUUGUCUGUAGGUCAGAACCGGGAGUCUCAAAGCUCUGGAAGAGAUGGACCUUCUAAUAUAGGUGCUGUGAGAAGAGAUUUUGUUCCAGCUUUCAAAGACAGAGAGCAAGACAGGGAACGUGAUGCAGGAAGAGAGUUUCCUGCGCCAAACCAAAACCAGAGUAGAGACUUUUCCCCCAAUGGAGCUGUAGGGGGGCAUCCAAGAGACAAAGACAGAGGCAGGUGGGGUGAGUUUGGAGGCCAAACAAGAGAAGGAAACUGUAACCCAAACAACAAUGCCAUCUCACAAGGAAACCAUCCCAGUACGGCUAGUGGACUACCUGUUAACCCCAUGCUUAGCCGAGAUCCACCGACAUCUCCCAAAAACAACAGUAGCCACCCACCUCAUUCUUCCCUGCCCCCACACUCACAUCCCUCAAACUCCUCCAAUCGAGAUUUUCCACCUUCCAUGGACCAGACACAAACGCCUUCCACUGGACCUGACUCCUUUCACAGGGAGUAUCCUUCCACUGGUGGGAAAGAUUUCAAUGCAGGCGCACUUCCCUCCGCAGGAACUAAUCGAGAUUAUCUCAGCCCACCUGGCGUCACUUCUAAUCUAGGAAGAGAAUUUUCAGGGCCUGGUGGAAUCCAAAAUGCUCACCCAUCUCACCCCCAUUAUCAGUCUGGACUUAGAGAUAGAGAAAGGGACUCAAACAUGCGAGAGUCAGCCCUGUACCAAAGCCGUGGUGGUCCAACUCAACCUCCUGCCCCAUCUCCAUCCUCUUCUACCAGUCAUGGACACCCUCCAAAUGCCCCCUAUCCAUCUCAAACUUCCCAUACUCAGCAACCCCCACCAGGUAUGGCACCUAAUGUACGUCCCCCACUUUACCAGUCAUCUGCUCAGACUCCGCCAACACAUCUAUCCCCACUACCCAGCCCCUCCACAAAUCAGAUAGGUGGUUUCUCGUCGUUCCCCCCUGGACCCACCUCUGCACCCAACAUGCCCCUUCCUGGACCAGGCAUGCCAUCACCUGGAUGCCGGCCCUCCCCUUUACAUGCCACCUUGAACAGCCACUCGAGCUACAGUGAAACAUACCACGCAAAUGGGAGUGGUGGCAAUAACCUGGCUAGCAGCAAUAGCAACAGUGGCACACCCACAAACAGCAAUACAAACUCCCAAUCACCCCAUAAUGUCUCUAAGGGCCCACCACCGCUUACUAAUAAUAACAUUACUACCCCGACACUUCCCUGUGGAGAUGGGCAUUCAGAUUCAGGCCUGCCCCAACCACCUGUAAUUAAGCAGGAACCACCAGAAGACAGGGAGGAAAGUAACAGUCCACCAACUGUGUUGAGAAGUCCGUCUCCUGAGCCAAAACCUGUAGACAUUCCCAUCCAUGCUAGCCAAUCAGCAAGGUUUCACAAAGUCCUUGACCGUGGUAGCUGCAACUCCUGCGCCCGCUGCGAUGUCCUAUUUGUUCCGUUGGACGGUUCUAAAUUGUGGAAGAAGAGGAAUGAGGUGAUAGAAAGAGCUCGGAGGGAGGUUGAGCAACGGGCCAGAGAUUUAAGAGAAAAAGAGAGAGAACGGGAAAGGGAGCGAGAGCGUGAGAGGGAACUGGAUCGCCAUCUACAGCAACAGAAAGAUGCCAGUGCAGCUGCAGGGGCUCGUCAUGGUUCUUCCCUCUUCUUCCCCUCCUCGUCCUCUAUGAUCCUUGACCCUUCAUCGUCCUCCUCCUGUCCGGGCAACCCGGUCUCUCAUCAGCCACCUCACGCUCAGCAUCACCACUCUCACCCGCAUGCUCACUUUCCUCCAGGCCACCACCUCCAUCCCAGCCUCUCUCAUGCUAUCCCACACUCACUUCUCCUGCCGUCUAUGGCUGGGGCAUCAGCAGUGGUUGGGGGCCAUCAAGGAGCUUUGGGAAUAGGUAUUGGUGGUCCGUACCUUGGUCCUGAUACCCCUGCUCUAAGAACCCUGAGCGAGUAUGCUCGUCCCCAUGCUAUGUCUCCACUUGGGGCAGCAAGUCGGGCUCAAGCACACCACCCUCAAAUGCACCAUGGUCAUCCUCAUGUCCAUCCGUCAUUCUUUCUACCCCAAUUUCAGAAUCAUCAUGCAUUAGCUCACCCACAUCACCUACCUGCUGAUGCUGCAACAGCCGCAGCCAUCUUGGGCUUUCUGUAUGGCGGCAGCCUUGAAGGGGGUCAUGGUGUUGGUGGUCACCCUGGGGUGGCGGGAGGCCCAAUGCCUGGAGGAAUGGGGGGUUCAGGGUUAGGAGGAGUUGGCUUUCCUCAUGCGGUUGCUGCUCACCGUGAGCGCAUGAAGCCAGGAUUUGAAUUCAAAAGUGAUGAACGGGGGUAUCCACCAGGCUCCAUGGCUGAUCCUGCAGCUCUAGCCCUGGCUCACACCCAUUCCCACGCCAGUGCCCAUGCACAUACCCACUCCUUGCUCCUUGGUGGAGGGGGACCGAAUGAGGUGUCACUCUAUUGCACUCCUCCUCCCCCACCUCCUGCCGGCCCCCCACAUCUCCAGAACCCGACGGUGCCCCCAAUAGCUAGACCCCCAAACCCUCCUGCCCCUCAGUCCCUGUCCAAUCCCCCUCCUUCAUCACUUCUACCUCCAUCGCACCCUCCAUCUGCGCCCCCGCCCGCUGCACCACCGCCCGCUGCCCCACCCCCAGCAAGCCCGGCUGUCCCUCCGUUGGCUCCUUCUCUCCCUCCUCCUGCCCUACCUGCGACACCCACCUCUAACGCCACUUCAGUUCAUCACCCAGUACCCCAUUCUUCUUUCCCUAGUUCCCUGCCAUCUCAUCUCCCACCUACCACUUCAUCUGAGACCUACCCAACCCCCACUCGCUCACCCGCCUCUUUUGAGCGAGACAGGAGUGGAGACAGAGAGCGGGAGAGAGAACGAGACAGAGCGGCACCGCCGGCCUUUGGGGACAGGGAACGGGAGAGAGAGAGGGAGAGGGAAAGAGAAAGGGGAGGAAGUGCUGGAGGAGGCACCUCAAAUGGAGGAGGAACAGGUGGAGGAAGUGGGGGAGAGAACACAGGUCGUGUCCAGAUGCUAAAUGUGACGCCCCACCAUCACCAGCACUCCCACAUCCACUCGCACCUUCAUUUGCACCAACAAGACACAGCGGCGGGCGGGGUUCACCCCCUGAUGGACCCGCUGGCGUCGGGGUCUCCUUUGACGCGUCUCCCUUACCCCGGAGCGACAAUAGGCAACCCCAUCCUGGCUCACCCCCUCACUGACAGCGAGGUGCUUCGCCAACAGCUGUUCGGUGAGGAGAAGGCUCCUCGUCCAUGUGCUCCUUUCCGUGACCUGCCCCAACAGUCCUCCCUCACUGGUCCCAUGUCGGCAGCCCACCAGCUCCAGGCCAUGCAGCAGGCCCAGAGCGCGGAGCUGCAGAUCCAGAGACUGGCCCUGGAACAACAGUGGAUACAUCACCAUCACCACCACUCUCUCACCCAGGACGAGUACUACAGUCACCUGAAGAAAGAAAGUGACAAGACCCUGUGAGGGAGCGGCACAAGAAAGGGAACAACACAUGGGAGAAUGUGUGCAAACUUUAAAUAAAAACAAAAAUAAAAGCACUCACAACAAAAACUAUGAAGGGACAAAGACUGCACGGGGAAUUGAUACUCCGUCCCUGUGAACUGCACCAAGUUGAAGUUCCAGACUCUUUUUUUCCCCCAGCAUUGUGUUCUUAAACUUCAGUCCUGUUUUUUGUAUUGUGCGCUGUACAGUAUAUGAAUUAGAAGGGAAUAAGGGGGAAAUAGUGUGAAGGACAAUAUGUGUAAAAUACUUGACGCCAGACAGAAUGAGUCUUUUUAUGUCAUCGCAUGUAGCUAGAAGGAGCUUACCGGUGGAACUUUUUUGGUUCUUCAUUUUAGUAACUACGCCCUCAUUUGUACCUGAGGAUUCUAUAUGCAUGAAACCAGCCAUUUAGUGUUCUGUUUACAGCAGUAUUAUUGUUAUUAUUAUUAUUAUUAAUGUCGUCGGUUUGUCUAUAAUAAUUAUAUAUAUAUAUAUACAUAUAUAUAUAUAAGUACAUAUUAUUUGUAUUAUUUUUUUACAUUUUCAUGGUACGACCGUCACUUUUCAUUUGGAAUUGACCUUGUGAAACAAGAUGAAAGCAAAAAAAAACAAAAAUGGAAAUAAAUUAUCUUUUUUUU
Messenger RNA from Nerophis ophidion (straightnose pipefish), 6131 nucleotides. RefSeq names its product atrophin 1 (gene atn1). Gene Ontology annotation, cellular component: nucleus. Lineage: Eukaryota; Metazoa; Chordata; Actinopteri; Syngnathiformes; Syngnathidae. Gene Ontology annotation, molecular function: transcription corepressor activity. The transcript has 10 exons. The record is from RefSeq and is a predicted model, not a curated record. Bases 442 to 5475 code for a protein of 1677 amino acids.